AAUUUCAAUCACACGUAUUCAUUUAGACAAUUAUCACAUAAUAUUUAUGAGGAAUUCGAGUUUAUCUUUUUAUAAAUAUUAUUAAUUAUUAAAUAAGGCUUGGAAAAAUAAACUCAUUUUAAUAUCCAGCAAGUCCUAACAAAGUUUCAUAAUAUCGUUAAUGUUGGAUAUGUGAUCUAGUAGUCAACAAUCAAAUCAGCUGAGUUUUGUUUUCGUUGUUUGGUGUCCAUAAUUAGAGGCGUAUACCCACAUUAAAAAGAAGUCUUUGCGGUCAUUAUGAACGAAAUAAAGUCGUUAGAACACGCUACAUUGAAGGUGCCCUAUGAGAUAUUCAACAAACGGUAUCGUAAUGCUCAGCGUGUAUUGGAUGUAGAGGCUCGUCAGGUUGCUACAUCGGUUAGUGACUUGGACGCAACAACUAAGAAGGGGGCGACAGUCGGUGAAAUUGAUUCACUAUUAGGUGGAAUGGUAGAAAAAUUAACAACAAUGAAACGUAAAGCAUCCGAGGCUAUAACUGAGGAGGUGCAGGCUGCGUUUGUAUGUAAGAAGAGGUUGGAACAUCUCAAAGAACAGGCCGAAUCACUUUCAGACACAAGUGCCCCACAGGCUAAGACUCAGAUCAAUCAAUGGCGUAAGGUCCGUUUGGACAGAAUGUUGGUUGAUUAUUUCCUCCGUAAUGGCUACUAUGAGUCUGCCAACAAGCUGGCUGAUGCUCGCGAGCUUAGAGAUCUCACUAACGUUGAUAUCUACGCGGCAGCAUCCGAAGUAGAGUACGAGUUGUCCCUCCGGCGAACCGCUCGCUGUCUCCAGUGGUGUGCCGACAACAGGUCCAAGCUGAGGAAACUCAACUCCACCAUGGAGUUCAAGAUACGGAUACAGGAGUUCAUAGAGCUGGUCCGCGAGGACAGGCGCCUGGAGGCCGUCAGGUACGCCAAGAAACACUUCUCGACCUUCGAGGAAGGUCAGCUUGAGGAUAUACAGCACUGUAUGGGGAUGCUGGCCUUCCCCAAGGACACAGAGGUGGAGCCCUAUCAGUCCCUGCUGGGUUCCUGGCGCUGGGACGCCCUGGUGGCUCAGUUCCGCUGGGAACACGCCCGUCUGCUGCACCCCGCGCGCCUGCCCGCCCUGCCCGUGGCGCUGCAGCUCGGCCUGGCCGCUCUCAAUACGCCUCAGUGUUACAAGGACAGCACUAAGGUGUCGACGUGCCCGGCGUGCGCGGCGCCGCUGAACGCGCUGGCCCGCACGCUGCCGCACGCGCACGUGUCCCACUCCCGGCUGGUGUGCCGCCUGUCCCGCCUGCCGCUCAACGAACACAACCAGCCCAUGGUGCUGCCUAACGGACAGGUCUAUGGAGAGAAGGCCUUGAAGGAAAUGAUGAAGGAGCACGGAUCCAUUAUCUGUCCGAAAACAAAGGAAGUGUUCUGUAUGAAGCGCGUCGAGAAAGUAUACGUCAUGUAGACCCACCCUAACUUUGUAUUAUAACGUGUGUAUUCUCCCUUAUUAUUUGUAUCAUUCGAUCGUUUUAAAUUUAAGGCUGUGGAAAAUGGAAGUAAUACUUUAUAAGGUUAAUUAAAUUAAUCCGUUUGCUACGUCUCCCGCCCGCGGAGGUCACCUCUCUUGUGUUUUCAUAGUGAAUCUCGCGUGCAGCAUUACACUAGUUUUUUUAAUGUACCCUCAGAUUUUUUAUCCCGAUGAGUCCAUCUUAAACAUCGGAAAGAUAAGUUUUGCUUGUAAACGUUUAUAUAAGUUUUUCAUCUACGAAUUAAACAUUAUUAAUUA
Messenger RNA from Danaus plexippus (monarch butterfly), 1779 nucleotides. It is a transcript of the gene Kaz, whose product is annotated as E3 ubiquitin-protein transferase MAEA. NCBI's taxonomy places the organism in Eukaryota, Metazoa, Arthropoda, Insecta, Lepidoptera, Nymphalidae. Bases 277 to 1458 code for a protein of 393 amino acids. Gene Ontology annotation, molecular function: ubiquitin protein ligase activity; protein binding. The transcript has 9 exons. Gene Ontology annotation, biological process: proteasome-mediated ubiquitin-dependent protein catabolic process. The record is from RefSeq and is a predicted model, not a curated record. Gene Ontology annotation, cellular component: GID complex; cytoplasm; nucleus.